UAUUCUCGUUAAGAUAACCAGGUCGUGUAGUUCAACUAAGUCAAGCUGUUAACUUUAAGUCUUAUUUCGGCCAGUACUUAGUGGACUGUUUGGUGUUGCAUUCAUUCGGUGCCAAAUGAUGAUUCAGAUCCUAUUGACAGCUUUGCUGGCUGGUUUAUGCUCCGCUGGCCCUGUUCCAAACGAAAAACUUAUAGUCGAUUCAGAUUUCUACGAUACUCGAUUCAAAAUUUACUCCAGCCAACAUGACAUUAUCAACUUGGAAUUUCCACUGAACGCCAUCAAUUUCGGCGAAGACAACGACAAUGAUGAUGAAGACUAUUCUAACUCCGAAUUCUAUCUAUUCUUCACCGAAGUUGACUUAAAUGCCAAUGGUGAUAAGGAUUAUAAAGGACUGUAUGUAUUACAUAAUGGUACAGCUCAUAAGCUACUUGAAAACGGAAGGGAUUCAACUUCUACCAAUGAGGAAACUAAAAACGUAUUCUUCGCUGCCUCAGACGGAAUUUACCGAUAUGAUGUUGCACAGAACAAAGCAGAGAAAUACGGAACUUUAGAUGAUAAUUUCAUUAAUAUAAUUCAGGAAAAUGGUACAGAUGAAACUACAUUUUACGCGAUAAACGAUAAACAUGAAAUGUACAAGAUAACCGGUGAAGGAACCAAAAAGGAAAAGGUAGCAGGAGUAGACAACGCUCAACAACUUGUAAUGGAUUUUGAGAACAACAUUUAUUUCUAUGAUCAAAACAAAGACGUUUACGUCAUCAAUGCUGAAGGAGUAACUAAAUUCGAAGGUCUUAAAAAGAACCCUAAAUACAUACAGUUGUUGAAACCAGCUUUUGUUUUUGAAGAUUCUGUGCCUCUAGUCUUAGAUGAUCAGGUAUACUUGGUAUAUGCCAAUGGAACAUCUGAACUAAGCGACUUCGUAAUCAAAAAUAAACCCUCCGGUUACGCAAUGGAAGGGACACUUAUUCAUUUUUAUGCUUAUGAGAAGAAGAUAUACGAAUAUAAUAUAUUACAGAUAAUACUGAGUGGUUUGAUUGACGAGGUUAAGGAAUAUUUUGAAGAUAAUGUGGAAACCAUGAAAGAAGUUGCUUCUCGGUCGAGGGGCACUCUACGUCAAAAGCCAAAACACGGUUAAAGACUGUAAGAAAUAAAUAGUUUGACACCAUA
Plodia interpunctella (Indianmeal moth) is the source of this 1164-nucleotide messenger RNA. RefSeq lists its product as uncharacterized. The transcript has 2 exons. The coding region runs from base 116 to 1132 and encodes 338 amino acids. NCBI's taxonomy places the organism in Eukaryota, Metazoa, Arthropoda, Insecta, Lepidoptera, Pyralidae. The record is from RefSeq and is a predicted model, not a curated record.